AUGUUGCUGAAAGAUCUCCCCAGAGAGGCCCUGAUGCGGCCCUUGUCCAGGAAUGAAGUGAUUGGCAUGUUGGUGAGGCUGAGCAUCUUUGGUGCUGCGACAUACUACAGCAUAAAAUGGGUGGUGGAAGCGAUGGACCCCACCUCUAAACAGAAAAAUCAAGCCAAAAGAAGGGCAGAAGAGCUGAUGAGGAGAAUAGGUGUUGAGGGGGUCAAACUGACAGAGUAUGAGAUGAACAUUGCAUCUCAUUUAGUUGAUCCCCAAACUAUUAAGGUGUCUUGGAGAGAUAUUGCAGGUCUGGAUGAGAUUAUUAAUGAGCUGCAAGACACAGUGAUACUACCCUUUCAGAAAAGACACCUUCUUCCUGACUCUAAACUUUUUCAGCCUCCUAAAGGUGUUUUAUUGUUUGGUCCUCCGGGAUGUGGGAAGACUAUGAUUGCCAAGGCAACAGCCAAAGCCUCAGGGUGCAAGUUUAUCAAUCUUCAGGCAUCCACACUGACUGAUAUGUGGUACGGGGAGUCCCAGAAACUGACCGCCGCUGUUUUCUCUUUAGCUGUCAAAAUUCAGCCUUGUAUUAUCUUUAUUGAUGAAAUCGAGUCAUUUCUAAGAAACCGCUCCAGUCUGGAUCAUGAGGCCACAGCCAUGAUGAAGGCCCAGUUCAUGAGCCUGUGGGAUGGGCUUGACACCUCUCCAACCACCCAGGUGAUGGUGAUGGGAGCCACAAACAGGCCACAGGAUCUGGAUCCUGCAAUUCUGCGAAGGAUGCCUGCCACUUUUCACGUCGGCCUGCCCAACACAAGGCAAAGACAAGACAUCCUCCAGCUGAUUUUAGCAGGAGAAAAUCUGAGUAACGCCAUACAUCUAGAAGAGAUUGCUGAGAAGACCGAAGGAUACUCUGGCAGUGAUCUCCGUGAGCUUUGCCGCGACGCUGCCAUGUACCGGGUCAGGGAUUAUGUCCGCAAAGAACAUAUGAGGCAGAUUGCACAGCAGCUGCAGGACUACCAGGAGGAGGAAAGGCCUGUUGACGAAGAUCGGUUACGGCCGGUGACGCAGCUGGACCUUCUCUUUGGCCUCGACAAGAUGAAGGAAUCCAAGCAGGCCACAUCUACCGUCUUACCCAGUGUAGCAGAGGUUCCCCUGGACUGAGUGCCACUGUUAGGAAAACUCUAUUCACCUUUUUAUUAGCUGUAUGUUCCAACAUAAAAGCAGACCAGUUAAGGAAGGUGCCUUUGGAAAGGCUUGUUAGAAUUCUCCAGGGCAUGGUAACAUUCAGCAUAUCCCCCUACAUGUAACCAGGUGAAAUAUAUGAGAACUGUGCAACACUGGCUGUUAGCUUAAUGCAUGAGAGAACUGUUAAUCACUAUUUGUUUAGGAGCUCAAAGAAAUGAUCAGCAACAAUUUAUAUAAGGUCAAAUGACAUUAACUGUCCUGAGAGUUCAUCUGAAACAGAGCAGCUUAUAAACACAUGACCUGAGGGCACAAUGGCCUUCUGAGCAGAGUACUAACCUGCUCUUUUUAAUCUCUUUCUAAAUCAGCCUUAAGCAUCAUGAAAUAAAGGAAUCGGUUAAAGUCUUACACAUUGUAUUAUUUUAAACAGUUUAUGACAAUUAUUCUUUAGUACUAGUAUUUACACAUAAGAUCUAAAUUUGACUCCAUUUACAAUACCUACCACUUUCUUUCAACAAACUCUCCACCCCUUAACUGGACUCUUUAUAUCUUUAUUUAUUAUUGUUCCAUCUAUGUUAAUGCCUCCCAAAUUGUCGGGUGCAUCCCCACAAUAUAUGUCUAUCAGAAUGUCCGACUCAAACUCGCGAUGUGUGCUUUUACUUUUAUUUGGCAUUUUGAGUUACCAUGGACUCUCAAAAUAAGACCUGAACAAACUCUACAAAAUAAAAGCUUUCAUAUUUUGCGCAGCACAUCAUUGCAGCAUUGGACUUAACAAUACUGCUGGCACUCAACCAGUGCUGGAAAUGAGACUAAGUUGGCCUUUUAAGAUAAAGCUUACUGCAACUUUCAAAAUAAAAGCCUUAGAUUUCCAUAGCUACUAUCUAAAUUGUUAUCUGAUAAAAGAGUACACAGUGAUUUCAGCAUAGGAUAAAGGUUGCAGAUGACUAAUGGACCCAUACCAAAGUGAAACUAUGCUGGACAUUCAAAAUAAGACCUAGACCUAAACCUCUACAAAAUAAAUGCCUUCAUAUUUAACAGAGCAAUUCAUUGCAGAAUUAGGGCAUAUAGUAGUGCUUGAACUCAAUCUGUGAUGGAAAUGGUUUUACUUUAUCCCUUUAAAAUAAAGCUUACUGAUAUUUUCAAAAAUAAAAACCUGAACACCCCAUAGUUUGUUUUUGCAUUUGAAACCUAUAAUGGAAUAUAAUGUGAUUUUAGCAUAGUGCUUACACUUAGGACGUAAUCUUAUAUUAGCCUAAUGCAACUGUUGAAACAAGACCAUGUCUUGGCCUUCCAUAAUCAUCCCUGAGAGCAUCUUAAUUCAGAUUCAGAAACACAGGUGGAUGAUGGAUUUCAUAUAUGCCAUAUAUUAACAGACUGCUAAAUCAGAUUAACACAGACACAGAUGUUCAUAUACAGGUGACCUCUGACCCACGCAAGAUGGUGUAACAGACGCAAGGACUUUCAUGUCAUUUGAAGCCUUAUCUGCGGCCAUCUGGUCAGUGUGUAAAAUGGAUCUGCUGUGGGUGUCAUGCAGCUGUUUCUCUGGCACCCACUGAGCACGCUGGGCCAUGUUCAUCAUUCCCCCAUGUGGUGGCGAUGUAGAUUCACUAUUCUGUUACUGAGGCAGCUGUUAUUUUAUUUAAAGCCAUGUUAUUGCACUAUGGGAAAUAAAUGAGAUGCUGUCUUGUUUCUCCCUUAUUUGUUUAUCCAGUGAUCUUGAGACAUCUGUUGUCCUUCAUUAAAGAACCUCAGGUGACAGUUAAUGGUCAGAAUGAUGCCAUGUGAGCCACUGCUCCUCGUGAACUUAACUCAAAUUUCAAAAACUCGGUGCAAUAUCACUGAUGAGGUCCUUCAUCAGUUACGCAGUGUAGACACUCCCCAUUAUUUACACAGAGAUCAUACGUUAGAUAUUUUGUGAAAAUGUAUUCAAUGUGAAAUAUUAAAUAUGUUCUGUAAAUCAUAUUUAUUAAAUUUUAUUGAAAAACA
Molecule: messenger RNA, 3153 nt
Organism: Girardinichthys multiradiatus
Lineage: Eukaryota; Metazoa; Chordata; Actinopteri; Cyprinodontiformes; Goodeidae
Gene: atad1a
Product: ATPase family AAA domain containing 1a
Exons: 9
Coding region: 1-1146 (381 amino acids)
Cellular component (GO): mitochondrial outer membrane
Molecular function (GO): ATP hydrolysis activity; ATP binding
Source: RefSeq, a predicted model, not a curated record